This is a messenger RNA of Phascolarctos cinereus (koala), 2770 nucleotides long. The record is from RefSeq and is a predicted model, not a curated record. NCBI's taxonomy places the organism in Eukaryota, Metazoa, Chordata, Mammalia, Diprotodontia, Phascolarctidae.
UGGCGGUGGUAAACAGCACGUGCUCUGGGCUCCUCCAUCACUCUCUACGCCCGGCCUAGGAAAGGCAAAGGCCUGGCUUCAGGUGGCCGGAGGAGAGGGGGUCAAGUGAAGCUGAGCUUAGCUGCGGCAGCCUAGAAGGAGGGGCGGGCUAGGCACUGAAAGCAUCGGGUUUGCCAGGCACAAGGCCUCGUUCUGGCGCCGGGGUGGUGAGUCACGGACAAACUGGGCCACUGGUGUUGGUCCAAGAGGCAAAGUCGGACGUUCCCGAGAGCUUGUGGUACCUGAUUCCAGGCGGUGGCAGUGUUUUUCUAGAGGCUGAUGAAGCCAGUGUCUGGGCAUAGCAGGGGUGUUCCCCGUGCCCAUUCUCUCCCCCUUCUAUCUCAACGCCCUGGGGGGGCCAGCUAUGCGGUGAUGUAUGCCACGGAGUGCAAGGCGGAGGUGACACCCUCCCAGCAUGGCAACCGGACCUUCAGCUAUACCUUAGAGGACCACACCAAACAGGCCUUUGGCAUCAUGAAUGAGCUUCGGCUCAGCCAGCAGCUAUGUGAUAUUACUCUGGAGGUCAAAUAUGAGAAUAAGCCUGCUGCCCAAUUUGUGGCUCACAAGGUGGUACUCGCCUCCUCCAGCCCAGUUUUCAAGGCCAUGUUCACCAAUGGGUUGCGGGAGCAGGGCAUGGAAGUGGUGUCUAUUGAGGGCAUCCACCCCAUGGUGAUGGAACGACUCAUAGAAUUUGCCUACACUGCCUCCAUCUCCAUGGGGGAGAAAUGUGUGCUGAAUUUGAUGAAUGGGGCUGUCAUGUACCAGAUUGACAGUGUAGUGCGGGCCUGCAGUGACUUUUUGGUGCAGCAGCUGGACCCCAGCAAUGCCAUUGGCAUUGCCAACUUUGCUGAGCAAAUUGGCUGUGCUGAACUCCAUCAGCGUGCCCGGGAGUACAUCUAUAUGCACUUUGGGGAGGUCGCAAAGCAGGAGGAAUUCUUUAACCUGUCCCACUGCCAGCUGGUGACACUUAUCAGCCGGGAUGAUCUCAACGUGCGCUGUGAGUCCGAGGUCUUCCAUGCCUGCAUCAAUUGGGUCAAAUAUGACUGCGAGCAUCGACGCUUCUACAUUCAAGCCCUUCUCCGUGCUGUCCGUUGCCAUUCCCUCACUCCCCACUUCCUGCAAAUGCAGCUGCAGAAAUGUGAGAUCCUCCAGUCAGAUUCACGUUGUAAGGACUACCUGGUUAAGAUCUUUCAGGACCUCACCCUGCACAAGCCCACCCAGGUGAUGCCCUGCCGGGCACCCAAGGUGGGCCAGCUCAUCUACACAGCAGGAGGCUACUUCCGCCAAUCACUGAGUUACCUGGAGGCCUAUAACCCUUGUGAUGGCACUUGGCUCCGCCUUGCAGAUCUACAGGUGCCCCGAAGUGGCCUAGCAGGCUGUGUGGUGGGUGGCCUGCUGUAUGCUGUGGGGGGAAGGAACAAUUCCCCAGAUGGCAACACAGACUCCAAUGCCCUUGACUGCUACAAUCCUAUGACUAAUCAGUGGUCCCCCUGUGCACCCAUGAGUGUGCCCCGGAAUCGUAUUGGUGUUGGUGUCAUCGAUGGCCUCAUCUAUGCGGUUGGGGGCUCCCAUGGCUGCAUUCACCACAAUAGCGUGGAGAGGUACGAGCCAGAACGGGAUGAAUGGCACUUAGUGGCACCCAUGCUGACACAAAGGAUCGGGGUGGGAGUGGCUGUCCUGAAUCGACUACUCUAUGCAGUUGGUGGCUUUGAUGGGACAAACCGCCUCAAUUCUGCUGAGUGCUACUACCCAGAGAGGAAUGAAUGGCAGAUGAUCGCACCUAUGAACACCAUCCGAAGUGGGGCAGGGGUCUGUGCUCUGAACAACUGCAUCUAUGCUACAGGCGGCUAUGAUGGCACCGACCAAUUAAACAGUAUGGAAAGAUAUGAUGUGGAAACAGAGACCUGGACUUUUGUGGCCCCCAUGAAACAUCGACGGAGUGCACUUGGGGUCACUGUACACCAGGGAAAGAUCUAUGUCCUUGGUGGAUAUGAUGGACACACCUUUCUGGACAGCGUGGAAUGCUACGACCCAGCCACAGACACAUGGAGUGAGGUGACACAUAUGACCUCUGGCCGCAGCGGGGUAGGGGUAGCUGUGACCAUGGAGCCUUGUCGAAAGCAGAUUGACCAACAGAACUGCACCUGUUAAAAGAUUUUUAUCUCUUUGGCAAAACUGUCAGAUUGGGGUUUUUGUAUGAAAAUGAAAAACAAAGCAAAAAAUUCCUUUCCAAGACCAGAGGCUGGAAUAACAAGUCAGUGUUAAAAUAACAAAGCUGAAGAAGCCAUUACAGGAACCUUUGAUUUUGCCACUUUGGCCCUGAGAACAUUAGAAAAACGUGUUGCCAGGGACCCACUGGCUUAGGAGGAGUCUGGUAAAGGGAGGAUGCUUAGGGGCGGGGCACUGGCAUCCAGUGCCUCUAUAGGAGAAGGCCUGCCUGCAGAAGGGAGCUGCUUCGAGGAGGGAGGCCAGCACCAGCUACCACUCUCCCUUGGAGGUGGGAGUAGGACCCAGGCCACAGCCACAGAAUCCAGCUCUCUUCAUUCCUGAAGCUUCUGUGCUGAGCAAGAAGGGUUUGGUGCCAGGAUGUUGGCAUGAACACUGGGGGGGGGGGGGAGCUUGUACAUAGAAAUCUUGGGCUAGAUUAUCUCCAGGCUCUCCACAGUUAUUAUGGUAAGUUCCCUUGUAACUUUCAAACUGAAAUAAAGAUCAGACUAACUAGUGUUUUCAA